Messenger RNA from Arabis nemorensis, 2577 nucleotides. The record is from the annotation of a GenBank genome assembly. NCBI's taxonomy places the organism in Eukaryota, Viridiplantae, Streptophyta, Magnoliopsida, Brassicales, Brassicaceae.
AUGGCGAACGUGUCUGUUGCUGCGGAAUGGCAACUUCUCUAUAAUCGAUAUUACAGGAAGCCUGAGAUAUACCAAAUGAGAUGGAAACAUGUAGAUUUGAGUCGUAACAAGGUUGCUUGUGCUUCUUUUGGUGGUCCAAUUGCAGUCAUUAGAGAUGACUCUAAGAUUGUUCAACUAUAUGCUGAAUCUGCACUAAGAAAGCUACGAAUCUUUAACUCAGCUGGUAUACUCCUCUCUGAGACUGUUUGGAAACACCCUGGUGGUCGGCUCAUCGGAAUGUCCUGGUCUGAUGAUCAGACACUAAUCUCCAUUGUCCAAGAUGGGACGAUUUAUCGUUACAACAUCCUCGCUGAGCUCAUCGAGCCUAAUAUGACAAUGGGGAAGGAAUGCUUUGAGCAGAAUGUGGUUGAGUGUGUCUUCUGGGGGAAUGGUGUUGUCUGUUUGACAGAAGGAGGGGAGUUGUUUUGUAUUUCCGAUUUUAAGACGAUGAAGCCUUAUAAGUUGGCUCAUGUCCCGGGUUUAACGGAAGACGAUAUGCUGCAGCCAACUUGCUUGGCUGUGAGAGAACCUCAGUACACCAUGUCUGGGAAUGUUGAAGUUUUGGUGGCAGUUGGAGAUGAGAUUUAUGUUGUGGAUGAAGACGAGGCGCAAACUAUUAGGUUCGAUGAGCCUAGUGUUGAAGACUCUGAGAUGCAGACUGAUGAUUAUGGGAAUUUGAUUGGACCGGUGCAGAAGAUGAUUGUAUCACCUAAUGGAAAAUUUCUAACACUCUUUACUCAUGAUGGCCGGGUUGUUGUAGUUGGCAUGGAAUCAAAACAAAUUGCUAUUGACUACAGUUGUGAGUCAGCCCUUCCUCCGCAGCAAAUGGCUUGGUGUGGAAUGGAUAGUGUGCUGCUCUAUUGGGAUGAGGAGUUAAUGAUGGUGGGUCCUUUAGGAGAUCCAGUUCACUAUUUCUAUGAUGAACCUGUAAUUCUUAUCCCAGAAUGCGAUGGAGUGAGAAUAUUAUCUAACACGAGCCUCGAAUUUCUGCAAAGAGUACCUGAUUCUACUGAGUCAAUCUUUAAGAUUGGAAGCACAUCUCCUGCAGCUUUGCUAUAUGACGCUUUGGAUCAUUUUGACAAGCGAAGUGCUAAGGCGGAUGAAAAUUUGAGAUUAAUUCGUUCGUCACUUUCUGAGGCUGUUGAAGCCUGUAUUGAUGCUGCUGGCCAUGAAUUUGAUGUAUCUCGUCAGAGGGCUCUGUUACGAGCAGCAAGUUAUGGACAAGCUUUCUGCAGCAAUUUUCAGCGUGAGCGUGUCCAAGAGACUUGUAGAACUUUACGUGUUCUAAACGCCGUUCGUGAUCCCGAUAUUGGCAUACCUCUAAGCAUUCAGCAGUACAAGUUACUGACACCGGUAGUUUUGAUUAGUCGCCUAAUUAAUGCUCAUUGCCACCUUCUUGCUCUGCGGAUAUCUGAGUACUUAGGAAUGAAUAAAGAAGUGGUGAUAAUGCAUUGGGCGUGUGCAAAGAUAACUGCUUCGCCAUCAACUCCAGAUACUCAUCUUCUUGAAAUUUUACUUGAUAAGCUCCAACUAUGCAAAGGGAUAUCUUAUGCUGCAGUGGCCACUCAUGCAGAUAACUGUGGCCGUCGAAAGUUAGCUGCAAUGCUGGUAGAACAUGAACCACGCUCCACUAAACAGGUUCCUCUUUUAUUAAGCAUUGGGGAGGAAGACACAGCUUUAAUUAAAGCAACUGAAAGUGGUGACACCGACCUGGUGUAUCUGGUUAUAUUUCAUAUAUGGCAAAAGAGGCCCCCGUUGGAAUUCUUCGCGAUGAUACAAGGAAGAGUUUUGGCACGUGAUUUAUUUAUAGCCUAUGCACGAUGCCAUAAACAUGAAUUCUUGAAGGAUUUCUUCUUAUCUACGGGUCAGAUUCAAGAGGUAGCUUUUCUUUUAUGGAAAGAAUCAUGGGAUAUGGGGAAAAACCCGAUGGCUAGCAAAGGAUCUCCACUACAGGGUCCGCGCAUAAAACUAAUAGAGAAAGCCAGCAACCUUUUCUCUCAGACAAAGGAACACACUUUUGAGUCUAAGGCUGCUGAGGAGCACGCAAAACUCCUGAGGAUACAGCAUGAGCUAGAAGUAAGUACGAAGCAGGCUAUCUUUGUUGAUUCAAGCAUCAAUGAUACUAUACGUACAUGUAUUGUCCUCGGUAACAAUCGCGCUGCAAUGAAAGUGAAGUCAGAAUUCAAGGUUUCUGAUAAAAGAUGGUACUUUCUGAAAGCAUUUGCUCUAGCUACAAUUAAAGACUGGGAAGCACUGGAAAAGUUUUCAAAGGAGAAGAGACCACCUACAGGGUUCCGGCCAUUCGUGGAGGCAUGCAUCGAUGCUGAUGAGAAAGCGGAAGCUCUAAAAUAUAUCCCCAAACUGUCAGAUCUUGUGGAAAGAGGCGAGGCUUAUGCUCGUAUUGGAAUGGCGAAAGAAGCUGCUGAUGCAGCAGCUCAGGCAAACGAUGGAGGAGAAUUACUGGAGAGAUUCAGGAAGACGUUUUCACAGAAUGCUAUUUUCGAUACUCUGAAAAUGCCUUUCCAAGGAGUCUCCUAG